AUGUGCAUCUCGCAGUUCAUGCUACUGCAGGUGUUCUUCCUGAUGGUUCCCGAGGGCGUCUGGCUUCAGCCUUCCUCUGCGUCAGGGGCUGCACCCACCCCUUCGGACGUGGGGCCAGCGUCGCCUGGAGGGACCCUUCAAUCCUCGGAGGGAUCUGAAACUCCCUGGCCUGUGCCUGGAAUCUCUACGGUGGGCCCUACGGUUGUGACCCCCUCUGCACCUGAGAAUGGGACCGUAGACCUCUUUCCAGCCUUACCGGUCUGUGUCUGUGACUUGACUCCUGGUACCUGCGACAUAAAUUGCUGUUGCGACAGGGACUGCUACCUUCUCCAUCCGAGGACAGUUUUCUCCUUCUGCCUUCCGGGCAGCGUGAGGUCUUCGAGUUGGAUGUGUGUGGACAACUCUCUUAUCUUCAGGAGUAACUCCCCAUUUCCUUCGAGAGUUUUCAUGGAUUCAGGUGGAGUAAGGCAGUUUUGUGUCCUUGUGAACAACUCAAGAUUAAACUAUUUCCAGAAGCUCCAAAAGGUCAAUGCAACCAACUUCCAGGCCUUGGCUACAGAGUUUGGAGGCGAAUCAUUCACUUCAACAUUCCAAACCCAGUUGCCACCACCUUUUUACAGGGCUGGGGACCCCAUUUUGACAUAUUUCCCCAAGUGGUCUGUAAUCAGCUUGCUGAGGCAGCCUGCCGGAGUUGGUGCUGGGGGGCUCUGUGCUGAGAGCAAUCCUGCGGGUUUCCUGGAGAGUAAAAGUACAACCUGUGCUCGUUUCUUCAAGAACCUGACAAAUAGCUGCACCUUGGAUCCAGCCCUCAAUGCUGCCUCUUAUUAUAACUUCACAGUCUUAAAGGUUCCAAGAGGUAUGACUGAUCUGCAGAAUACGAAGUUCCAGGUUCCUGUAACCCUUGUCUCACAGGCUGGUUCUCCUCUCUUGUCUGGAAACAUUUGUCAGAAUGUGGUUUCCCAGGUCAUCUAUGAGAUAGAGACCAAUGGGACUUUUGGAAUCCAGAAAGUCUCUGUCAGUUUUGGACAAACCAACCUGACUGUGGAGCCAGACACUUCCUUACAGCAAUAUUUCCUCAUUCGCUUCAGGGCUUUUCAACAGAGCACAGCUGCUUCUCUUACUGGUCCUAGAAGUGGAAAUCCUGGCUAUAUUGUUGGGAAGCCACUUUUGGCCCUAACUGGUGAUAAAAGUCACUCUAUGACCCUCUUGCAGAGCCAGGGUGAUGGAAUCUGCUCUGUUAAGAAACAUGAAGUGCAAUUUGGAGUGAAUGCAAUAUCUGGAUGCAAGCUCAGGCUGAAAAAGAUGGACUGCAGCCACUUACAGCAGGAAAUUUAUCAGACUCUUCAUGGAAAAACCAGCCCAGAACAUGUUGCCAUCUUUGGUAACGCUGACCCAGCCCAAAAAAGAGAGUGGACGAGGAUUCUCAGCAGGAACUGCAGUGUUUCAGCUAUGCAUUGUACUUCCUGCUGUGUCAUACCAGUUUCCUUGGAGAUCCAGGUAUUGUGGGCAUAUACAGGCCUCCAGUCCAACCCACAAGCUCAUGUGUCAGGAGCCCGAUUCCUAUACCAGUGCCAGUCUAUAAAGGAUUCCCAACAAGUAACAGAAGUAGCUUUGACAACUGUUGUGACUUUUGUGGACAUUACCCAGAAGCCAGAGCCUCCAAGGGGCCAACCCAGAAUAGACUGGAAACUACCAUUUGACUUCUUUUUUCCCUUGAAAAUAGCAUUCAGCAGAGGAGUAGACUCUCAAAAAGGUUCAGCCUCUCUCAUCCUUAUCCUGUGUCUCUUAGUACUUGGAGUUCUCAAGCUAGAGACCAAGUGA
Messenger RNA from Puma concolor (puma), 1821 nucleotides. RefSeq names its product tectonic family member 3 (gene TCTN3). The record is from RefSeq and is a predicted model, not a curated record. Lineage: Eukaryota; Metazoa; Chordata; Mammalia; Carnivora; Felidae. Gene Ontology annotation, biological process: smoothened signaling pathway; cilium assembly.